ACAUGUAAGAAUUCAACAGUUUUCAAUCAUUAAUCGAUCUUAUUCGACUUCGAACAAGUUUCCUUAUCAUUAUCCCAGCAUUUUCAUCAGAAGAUCGCGAUUGAUUGGAAAAUGAAACUUCGUUUGUUUGUUGGCUUCAUAGCCCUGAUCUCGAUUGCUUUUUGUGCUAAAAGUCCGAAGCCUCAAGCAUCAGGACCAGCACCAGCUCAAUGUCCAAAGUCUUCUGUGGAAGUUAAACCGAUGAAACCUGAACUAACAGGAUCUGUCGGAUUUUAUGGAACUGGCAAAGGAAUUUCAGAUAGUCUGCAGAAAACUCCAGAUUCGAAGUCUUAUGAGGAUUUGAAUAACCUAAUUAGUGGAAAAGAAUCCUACGGGGAAACCCUUAAAAGUAUGAUUCUGAGCCAAGUCACUGCAAUCGUCUUCUGGAGUGUUGGAAUCGUUUUGAUCAUUAUUGCAGCUGCACUUUGCAUCGUAACUUGCAUUUGGCAGUGUUGUUCUACGUGUGCUCCCAGAGAAUCUGCGGUCCGCUCUGAAUACACUGGAAUGGUAUACCUUGCUCUGUUGGCUACCACUCUUGCGUUCACCCUAGCAGGUGUUAUAAUUUUCAAUCUCGCGGAGACUGACUUUGUCGAUACUGUUGAUAAUGGAGUGAAGUACGCCAAUCAGCUCACCUCAGACAUGUCGAAUGUUUUUUCGAAUGGAAAAAAUCAGUUGACAUGCGAAGUGAAAUCUUCAACAUCACAAGCAUUCGCUGAAAUCCGAUCGUUUAUAAGGAACUAUGAAAGAGAUGUGACUGAUAAAGCUGCGACACAAGUUGGAUUAACUGCUGUCAACAAGUUCGAUGUUGAUGCAUUCGUAAAGAGUACUAGUGAUACCGUUGAAAAGGGAGAGAAGUUGAACGCUGCACUUGCUAAUAUUAAUAAUCCUUCUUCGGAAUGUAAAACGAGUGCCAACGAGUUGAAAGCUAGAGUUUCAGCAAUGGGUAUAGCCUUAAAAGGUCUAUCAACCGCUGCAGACACAGUGAUGGGGUCGAGCGAAUUGGACAGUGUUAACAAAAUGGUCGAUGUGAUUAAAGCUGAGAUUAAAUCUCAAUCUAGAGGUGCUGGUAGUGUCAUUGAUAGUGCUCAGAAAUCAAUCGACGACACUACGAAUUCAAUUGUAGAAUUUCUGGAUCAGGUUCAACACCAAGUUGAAGAAAUAAAGAAGUCAAUUCCUAAAUAUCACGAGCAAAUUGCUGGCUACAAUUCCUUCAGUACGGUGCUUGGAAUUCGUCUUGGUAUCAUUAUUCCGGCCGCCAUGGGAUGUAUCUAUUGCAUCGUUGCAAUUGUCGCUGUGAUUCUUUCGUUGAUAAAACAGGACGGUGUGGCACUGAAGCUCUCUAGAUUUGUCAUCGAUGGCUUUUUCUCCUCAAUCACUGGCUCCAUUACACUUCUAGGAUUUGCAAUGUUUGCAUUUGCAUUGGGAUUAGUGGUGUCAUCGAUAUGUGUUCCAGUUUUUGAAGAUGAUAACUACACUUUGUUCCGUCAAAUGAAUGUUCCGAUGCCUGCAGCUGACAAUAAGACUAAAACAUCCAUCAACAUUGAUCAGUUACUUGAGUCUUGCAACAAUCCAAGCAUGACCUUGUACAAAGCGAUUGAUGGAAAAAAGUUGAUAUCUGAGGAGGCUAUGAACAAACAGAUUAACCUGAAUAAGUACCGAGACAUGGCUGAUAAGAAGAUCAGUGAGCAACCAAAAUCGGAUUUUAAGCUUCCUCAAGCAACGAAUUAUAAGAACCAUAUGAAAGCUGUGAACGAUAACGCUAAAAAAGCACAAUCAGCGGAUUUGUCAAAGUGUAAAGACGCUGAUUUGAAUAAACAGUUCAAGGAAUAUGCUGCUUCUCUCAAAAAAUCUCAAGCACUUUCCAAGCAGUUUAUAGACAACUUGGCAAAACUGGCAGAAAACGCACCAAAGACGUCUACAAUUGUAAAGGAUCUCAACAAGAAUUAUUUCACUAAAAAGGAAGCGGUUUUGAAACAGGCAGUGACCAAGCUUUUGAAAGCUCUGCAAGAUGAUAUUUUCAAGUGCCGUCCGUUAGUAGAUAUCUACAAUAAUGCAGGUGUGCUGGUUUGUGAGCAAGUUGGAUUGCCAAUUCAUGGAUUGUGGGCUUCAAUUGGUUUGGGUGGAGUCGCAAUGUUCUUCCAGAUUAUUGUAUUGCUUCUCACUUUCCGUUGGUUGAGUACUCAUAGCAAGAAGAGUGCUGGGAAAAGUGAUAAGAUGUUAAAGUCAAAGGAGUCGAAAGAAAAAGAAGAGAAGAGCGAGAACAAGGACAAGAAAAAGAAAAAGAAGAAGUCGAAGAAGGACAAGGAAGAAGAAGGCUCUGCCGAAAAAGCUGAUGGAGAUGCUAACAAGAAUCCUCAAGAUCCUGCUGCACCAGGUGAAAUUGGAAGAAAUGGAUCAGCUGAAGCAGGGUCUCAACCGACAUCAGUAGAGGGUAAAUCUGAUGCAGCUGAAGGUGCUUCUCCAAUGGCCCCAGGAAACGGAAAGAAAAGCGCCGUGAACACGCUUGACGUUGAGCCAAAAUCGUAGAACUUUUUCCUUAUUAUUGAUCGAUAUGAAUGAAUGAUUCACUUC
Molecule: messenger RNA, 2610 nt
Organism: Caenorhabditis elegans
Lineage: Eukaryota; Metazoa; Nematoda; Chromadorea; Rhabditida; Rhabditidae
Gene: M28.9
Product: Prominin-like protein
Exons: 16
Coding region: 112-2565 (817 amino acids)
Cellular component (GO): membrane
Source: RefSeq, marked reviewed